Messenger RNA from Symbiodinium necroappetens, 247 nucleotides. Lineage: Eukaryota; Dinophyceae; Suessiales; Symbiodiniaceae. The record is from the annotation of a GenBank genome assembly.
GACUCCGCCUGCUGCCAUGAUUUCGUACGGUGAAACUGCGGAAGAGUGCGAGUCGUGUGAAGGGUGGUGCAAUCCCCUCUGGGGUGAGCUAUCGACCGAAAGCCUGUUCCAAUGCCUGGAUAUCAAAUCCCAUGAUACGGUAUUUCUCAUCUCAAGGUUCACCGAGUCCAACUUGCGGGGUGCCGGGCUGCAGAAGCUACAGAUCUCCAAGAGCCGCCAUAAUUUCCAAAGCACCAACGCCGACUAA